ACGGAUAAAUGUCGCGCCGAGCGGUUAAAAUGUUUGCAGGGAAAAACGCGGGGUCCCCACUAUUUUUCCCAGAGAGCUUUAUAUAUCAGUCGUCAAAUCUCGUCAUAAUGAACACGGCAAACUGCUGCUUUUUCAAACAACCUACCAACUCUUAUCAUCAUCCAAUAUGGCACCAACUGCAGGAGGUGAUGCGAUCCCCAACCAGAUCUCGAGCCGGCGUCUACGCCUCGCUGGCCCAAGAGGUAUCCGUGGCAUCGUCGCAAACAGCCAGAUCUUCGCCAUCGCUGUCUUUGCUUCGCUCGGCGGACUUGUCUACGGCUACAACCAGGGAAUGUUUGGCCAGAUUCUCAACAUGUCAUCCUUUGCGAAGACGGUUCACCCUGAAUCAAUCAGCAACCCAACCGCCCGCGGUCUACUUACUGCCAUUCUGGAACUCGGUGCCUGGGUCGGAGCUAUGGCGAACGGAUACAUUGCCGACAAACUCGGCAGAAAGCUCUGCGUUGAUGUCGCCGUGUUUGUCUUUGUGAUCGGUGUCAUCGUGCAGGCUUGCGCAAAGGCACCAUCUUAUAUUUUGGGCGGACGUUUCAUCACCGGCUUGGGUGUCGGUUCUCUUUCAAUGAUCGUUCCUCUCUACAACGCUGAACUUGCUCCAGCUGAGAUCCGUGGUGCUCUUGUGGCCUUGCAGCAGCUCUCUAUCACUGCCGGAAUUAUGAUUGCAUAUUGGAUCGGCUAUGGUACAAACUUCAUCGGCGGAACGGGCGACGGCCAGUCCAACGCUGCAUGGCUCGUACCUAUCUGCAUUCAAAUCGCACCGGCGUUGAUUCUUGGCGUUGGUAUGAAUUUCAUGCCGCAGUCUCCUCGUUGGCUGAUGUCUGUCGGUCGCGAGGAAGAGUGCUUGCAGACUGUGGCUCAUAUUCGCCGAGCAGACGCUGAAACCGAGCUUGUUGUUCUUGAGUUUCUCGAGAUUAAAGCACAGCGUGUUUUCGACACAGAGACCUCGCAGCGAUUGUUUCCUCAGUAUCAGGAUCACUCUUUCAAAUCCGACUUUAUGCUUGGAUUCCACGCCUAUGCCCGCUUGCUCACGAGCCCAACCCUUCUCAAGCGAACGCUUGUGGCGGUCCUUAUCAUGCUUUUCCAGCAGUGGACUGGAAUCAACGCCGUUCUCUACUACGCCCCGUUCAUCUUCCAGGAUCUCGGCCUGACCGGUAACUCAGUCUCGCUUCUGGCUUCGGGAGUUGUUGGAGUUGUCAUGUUCCUCGCCACAAUCCCCGCAGUCAUCUAUAUCGACAAUCUCGGUCGCAAGCCUGUUCUCGUCUGCGGCGCUAUUGGUAUGGCGAUCUGCCACUUUGUUAUCGCUGGCAUCUCAGCUUCCUUCGACGGUGUCUGGGAUCAACAUAAGGCUGCAGGCUGGGUUGCAGUGGUCUUUGUGUGGCUCUUUGUCGUUCAUUUUGGCUACUCCUGGGGUCCCGCAGCUUGGAUCGUCGUCGCAGAAGUGUUUCCGUUGGGAGUCCGUGCAAAGGGAAUCUCGAUCGGCGCGUCUUCCAACUGGCUGAACAACUUUGCCGUGGCAAUGGCUACUUCCGAUAUGCUGGCAACGAUGAAAUACGGAACUUACAUUUUCUUUGGACUCUUCUGUGUCUCUGGAGCCACAUACGUUUACUUCAUUGUACCCGAGACCAAAGGGCGCACUCUAGAAGAAAUGGAUGAGGUGUUUCACGAUGAUUCUGGAGAGGGAAGAAAGGAUCUCGAACGCAUGGACAAAAUCUGGCACGAUUUGGGAAUGUUUAACGAGGUCUUGCCAAGCGCUCGUGACGUCAUUGGCUCAAAUUAUGAGAAGGGUUCUAUUGCGCAUACCGAGGUCUAAUCCUACUCUGGGAAGUCUUAGUUUGUUAUUUGUUACUGCCUUGAGAUUUGUACUGUUUGUUGUGUAAGGCGUAUCCCUAAAAAAUAAAUCUGCGCGUUCUUCAUUAGUCUCGAAUUUAUGGUUUCCAGCAUCGUAGAGAUGGGUAGACCAGCAUUCGCGCAGACGGCUCAACCCUGACUGUCCAUUCAAAUCUUCUCAAAUGCGUGCUCUUACAAUAUAUAUCAUGUCUGAGGGUAUCAAGGGCAAUCGAUU
Myxozyma melibiosi is the source of this 2116-nucleotide messenger RNA. Its product is annotated as putative sugar transporter, high affinity. Gene Ontology annotation, biological process: transmembrane transport; carbohydrate transport. The transcript has a single exon. The record is from RefSeq and is a predicted model, not a curated record. The coding region runs from base 167 to 1864 and encodes 565 amino acids. Gene Ontology annotation, cellular component: membrane. Lineage: Eukaryota; Fungi; Ascomycota; Lipomycetes; Lipomycetales; Lipomycetaceae. Gene Ontology annotation, molecular function: carbohydrate:proton symporter activity.